Molecule: messenger RNA, 3349 nt
Organism: Phoenix dactylifera (date palm)
Lineage: Eukaryota; Viridiplantae; Streptophyta; Magnoliopsida; Arecales; Arecaceae
Product: putative GTP diphosphokinase RSH1, chloroplastic
Biological process (GO): guanosine tetraphosphate metabolic process
Source: RefSeq, a predicted model, not a curated record
GAAUAAAAUCUUCUGAGCUGCGGCCGUGUGUGGCCUCGCGUUCCUCGUUAUCUCUUCUUCCCCCCACUCGCCUCCUCUUCUCCCCACCUCCAUCCCUCUCCGACUCCGAUCCUCCGUUUCAAACCCUAAUUAUUUUUCUUUGGAUUUCUUUUCGAUCGUUUCUAAGAUUCGGAUAUCUCCAAAGUAAUCGAAGAGGUUUUAAUUUGAACCGACGGAGUGGUGGCUUCUUCUUCUCCAUCGACAGAGAUUCUCCGUUUCUUGGUUUUUUUUCCGAAUGAUUGGAGACCUUAAACUUCUUUGGAGUCGAUGAGAUUUCUUGAUUCGGAUUUCGAGGCGACCGAUGGCUUCUGCGCCGUCUAUGUCUGUUUCUCUGGAGUCCCUGAAUCUCUGUAAGCUUUCUAAAGGAGAAGGAAGUGGGAGUGGGCGGUAUGAAUGCAGUGUGUUGUCCUGUGCUUGGAAGGCGCCGAGGUCUCUGACCGGGUCGCUCGCCAGCACACCUUUUCCCCAGUGCUCGUUGUACCUCCAGGAGGGGCAGGGCGGCAGGAGGAGGAGAUCGUCACGCUAUGUGAACCCCCUGGCCAACUGGAGAUGUGAAAACCAUACUGAUAGCGGCUUGGGUUAUAGAGGAACUGUUGAUCUUGUGCUCUCUGGAAGGUUUACUAGGUCAUGUAUUACCUUUUUCUCUGGCAAAACAUGGAAGCUGAGUUAUUCUUUCUCAUCUUCAGAACCUUCUAAUGCCAUUUCUCCUGAGUCAUUAUGGGAGGAUCUGAAACCAAUUAUUUCAUAUCUUGCACCUGAGGAGUUGAAGUUAGUAAAUGACGCUUUGAAGCUGGCUUUUAUCGCUCACAAUGGUCAAAAACGGCGAAGUGGAGAACCGUUUAUUAUCCAUCCAGUUGAAGUUGCCCGGAUUCUUGGAGAACUUGAGCUGGACUGGGAAUCAGUUGCUGCUGGCUUAUUACAUGACACUGUUGAAGAUACAAAUAUAGUUACAUUUGAGAGAAUAGAAAAGGAGUUUGGUGCUACUGUGCGCCGCAUUGUCGAGGGAGAAACUAAGGUAUCCAAGCUGGGAAAACUUCAGUGCAAAAACACAAACAGUUCAGCAAAAGAUGUAAAAGCUGAUGAUCUAAGGCAAAUGUUUCUUGCCAUGACAGAAGAGGUUCGUGUUAUUAUUGUCAAAUUGGCUGAUCGAUUACAUAAUAUGCGUACUCUUUCACACAUGCCACAGCACAAGCAGUCCAGCAUUGCAUUGGAGACACUGCAGGUGUUCGCCCCCUUAGCAAAGCUUCUAGGAAUGUACCAAAUAAAGUCAGAACUGGAAUAUCUGUCUUUCAUGUAUGCGAACCCCAGUGAUUUUGCUGAGCUCGAGAAAAGAGUUGAAACACUUUAUAAGGAUCAUGAGAAAGAACUAGAAGAGGCAAAGAGGAUUCUGAGGCAAAGAAUUAAGGAGGAUCAGUUUUUAGAUCUUGUGACAGUGGAAACUGAAGUUCGGUCUGUAUGUAAGGAACUAUACAGUAUAUAUAAAGCUGCAUUGAAAUCUAAGAGUUCGAUAAAUGAGGUCAACCAAAUUGCACAGCUUCGUAUCGUUAUAAAGCCAAAAACUUGUAUUGGAGUUGGGCCUUUUUGUAGUGCACAGCAGAUCUGUUACCACGUUCUUGGUCUUGUUCAUGGAAUCUGGACUCCAAUACCUCAAGCUAUGAAGGAUUACAUUGCAACUCCAAAACCUAAUGGCUAUCAAAGUGUUCAUACCACUGUGAUACCAUUUCUGUAUGAGAGCAUGUUCCAUUUGGAAGUUCAGAUAAGAACAGAAGAUAUGGACUUAAUAGCUGAAAGAGGUAUUGCUGCUCACUACAGUGGGAGAGGUGUAGUUUCUGGUAAGGUGGGACAUGGAAUGCCCAGCAGCAGGAAUUCAAAGGGAAAGUCAUUGUGCUUGAACAGUACAGAUAUUGCUCUCAGGAUUGGCUGGCUCAACGCAAUAAGAGAAUGGCAAGAAGAGUUUGUCGGUAACAUGAGUUCUAGGGAGUUUGUGGAUACUAUCAUGCGAGACUUAUUAGGGAGCCGUAUUUUUGUAUUUACACCAAAAGGAGAGAUAAAAAACCUACCAAAAGGAGCUACUGUUAUUGAUUAUGCUUAUAUGAUUCACACUGAAAUUGGCAACAAAAUGGUGGCUGCAAAGGUCAACGGUAAUCUUGUUUCGCCCAUGCAUGUACUUGCUAAUGCUGAAGUUGUUGAGAUAAUCACAUACAAUGCACUAUCAGGCAAAUCUGCUUACCAGAGGCAUCGGCAAUGGUUGCAGCAUGCAAAAACUCGCAGUGCCAGACACAAAAUUAUGAAGUUUUUGAGAGAGCAAGCUGCACGCUCUGCAUCCGAAAUAACUGCAGAUACGGUAAAUAAUUUUGUCGCUGAUCUCGAGGAUGAGAGUGAUUAUGAACAAACAUUUUCCAGCUCUCCCACUAAGGAAAGAAAAUCCAAAUGGGAGAAAAUACUAAUGAACAUGGAAGAAUCAUCUUCGACAAAGCGAAAACUUGAAGAUCUCUUGCACGUUCAAAAUAUUGUUGGCAUAUCUAAGAUCAAUGGGAAGCACAAUGAAUGUAUGCAGGAAAUGAAUCUUAUGGUUAAUGGCAGUUCAGUGGUUCGUGGAGAUGGACUUGCUGAGUUCGUACAUGCUAAUGUACAUGCAUACAAGGAAGUUUUACCUGGUUUAGAAAGCUGGAAAGCCAGCACAAUUGCCUCUUGGCACAAUGUGGAAGGUCAUGCAAUUCAGUGGUUUUGUGUCGUAUGUAUUGAUCGAAAAGGUAUGAUGGCUGAAGUUACGUCAGCAUUGACGGCUGGUGGAAUUACAAUAUGCUCUUGUGUGGCAGAGAUUGACAGAAGAAAAGGAAUGGGUGUCAUGUUGUUUCACUAUGAAGGAACCUAUGACAACCUGGUCAAUGCGUGCUCUAGUGUGGAUGUGAUCCUUGGUGUUCUAGGCUGGUCUACUGGUUGUAGCUGGUCAAGUCCGUUGGAUCACCACAAUUUUCUCGAAUGCUGAUAGAUGGAAGCUGACCUUUAAACUGGGAAGGGGUUCCUUAGUUGUGACAAAGGAGAGUAAAUACUAAAUUUUGUUAUCCAAGGUGGUAUAACGUAGUUUUGUAGCAUGGGUGUUUCAGUUUAUUCAUUCAAACUUGUGAAAAUAAAUCAUCCGCAGCUACUUGAGCUAGUCUGUGGAAUAGGGGAAUGUAAAUAGGUAAAGAGUUAGGAGCUUCGUAAAACAAGCCUCUGCUAUGGUUGUAAAGGCUGCUUUUUGCAAAUAGGGUAAAAUUGACUGUUCAUGUUAAUGUUUAAUUUAAGUUAAUCAUUUUACUCCCUGUCA